AUCUUUUGGAAGAAUGGUGUUCAUCCCUCCAGUAUGGUUUAGACACUUGUAGAAUCAAUGCCAAGAUGCACUCACUUACUUAUUAAGAAUCCGUAUGUUGUUCUUUCCCUUUAAUAUGUCACCCCUCUGUGUAUAAUUCACUUUAACUUUACUAAUCUUAACAAAGCACUGACUCUACAGUCACAACGGUCAGAGUUUAUGUGAAUCCAUCUGAGUUACUGACUGUGUGUAUCAGUGAACAAGUCAGUAGAUACAGGCAUCGCCUCGCAGGGCAGGGCAGGGCAGGGCAGGGCAGGCUUCUUCACUCUAAGUGCUGUUCGUAUCCCAGCAUCAGCAGAUGUGGAUCAAUGCUUAGUUUUACAGCUUUGCAUCCUUGAAAUGACUGAGCAAAUAAAGCUUAGGCUGUCAAUCAGAGACUAUUAGUGAAGAAAUCCCUUCAGUAACAACCCUUCCUCACCAACCUCAAACACACACACACACAUGCACACACAGCUCAGGACAGAGUGAGAGGAGAUGGAGUGAGUGUGGUUGGAGCCCCUGGAUAGAUGGAGUUGUGGGAGAGAUCCUAAAAUGAACCGCCUAGGACAUAAAUUCUACCGAUGGAUCGUUUGCAAGUGGAGAUCACCUUGGAUCAUUUUGGUGGAAUAAGACUCUGUGACUGAUAAUUCUUUGCUGCAGCACACGGAGGACUUUGGACCUGUUUACUUAAAGGAGGAUGCUCUGCAAUCCAUCUAAUAGUAGUUUUUCCCUAACUGGUCAGUGGUUAAAGUCAGAGGUUUUGUUUAAGUGAACAUAAAUGCUGAUGCCUGUACAAAAACACUGAUAAAGGAGGAGGAGGAGGCAGCAGGAGGAAGGUGAUGUUUAGCACCAGGUGAUGCUUGUGACAUCCGAAGCUCCUUUAUGAAAUAUAUUUGUUUAACUACACAUCAGACAAAACACUUGUUUCAAAUUAAGUUUUUUAAAAGGGGCUUUUGAACAAGAGGUGUCUGAUGACUGGCAACAAUGGGACUGGAGGGCAUGGAAAUAAUUGCCAUUAUUGUUGUUACUGGACUGUUUAUUGUCGUGCUCAAACAGUUUGGAAUUUGGGAGCCCCUUUCACUGCAAGACAGUAGUGACAGUGACCUUGAACUCUCCAUGGUGCGUCACCAACCUCAGGGCCUCGAACAGCUCCAAGCCCAGACCCAGUUCACCAGGAAGGAACUCCAGUCACUUUACAGAGGCUUUAAAAAUGAAUGUCCCAGUGGGCUUGUGGAUGAAGAAACUUUCAAAACCAUUUACUCACAGUUCUUCCCUCAAGGAGAUGCAACAACAUAUGCCCAUUUCUUGUUCAACGCAUUUGACAUGGACAGAAAUGGCUCCAUCCGGUUUGAAGACUUUGUGUUAGGAUUGUCUGUGUUGCUUAGAGGCUCUGUUACAGAGAAACUUCGAUGGGCAUUUAACUUGUAUGAUAUCAACAAGGAUGGCUAUAUUACCAAAGAGGAAAUGUUGGCAAUAAUGACAUCCAUUUAUGACAUGAUGGGCAGGUAUACCUUACCCAGUGUACGAGACGACUCCCCCUUUGAGCAUGUGGAGAAGUUCUUCCAGAAAAUGGAUCGUAACAGAGAUGGAGUGGUGACCAUAGAUGAAUUCAUAGAAACCUGCCAAAAGGAUGAAAAUAUAAUGGCUUCCAUGCAGCUCUUUGAGAACGUCAUCUAGAUGUGGAUCAAUGAUGCUGCAUAGGGCUUCCAGCUGCAAGCUUCUGGGCCUGAAAUUACACCAUUCAUCUUGUAAAGGAAAAACUGGCUCAUGCAACACAUUUGACACAUCUUAUUGCAAACUGUUAUCUUUCCAGUCCAACUGUUCUAUGCAGAGAAAUGUGCAGAAUUCACCAGAUCACUUGAAGAAGAGAUGUUUGUCUGCAUGAAUUUUAUUUUGAUUUUUGCACAUGAAGAAAAUGUGAAAAAAGCAUCAUCGAUGCCAGAUGAGCAUGAGUAUUUGUUCAGCAUUUAAAAGCAUGUAAUGCAAACCACACUGAACACUAAACAGGGAUUGAAUUGUUGAUCCCUUUGAAACCUGGGCAUAAGUGGAGCAAUACUUUGUUACUGUAUUAUACUGUAAAGGAAAUAAUAAUGUUUAUAAGUUCAUCAGAACUUUGUGUAAAUGUGAUACCCAGUCAUUGUAAUGUUGACACAAAACCUGUGUAAAUAAAUGUCUACUUUCACCAA
This is a messenger RNA of Monopterus albus (swamp eel), 2204 nucleotides long. RefSeq names its product calsenilin-like. The record is from RefSeq and is a predicted model, not a curated record. Gene Ontology annotation, cellular component: voltage-gated potassium channel complex; nucleus. The transcript has 8 exons. Bases 1003 to 1695 code for a protein of 230 amino acids. Gene Ontology annotation, molecular function: DNA-binding transcription repressor activity, RNA polymerase II-specific; RNA polymerase II cis-regulatory region sequence-specific DNA binding; calcium ion binding. NCBI's taxonomy places the organism in Eukaryota, Metazoa, Chordata, Actinopteri, Synbranchiformes, Synbranchidae. Gene Ontology annotation, biological process: regulation of potassium ion transmembrane transport; negative regulation of transcription by RNA polymerase II.